This is a messenger RNA of Australozyma saopauloensis, 867 nucleotides long. RefSeq lists its product as uncharacterized. Gene Ontology annotation, cellular component: nucleus. NCBI's taxonomy places the organism in Eukaryota, Fungi, Ascomycota, Pichiomycetes, Serinales, Metschnikowiaceae. The record is from RefSeq and is a predicted model, not a curated record. The coding region runs from base 1 to 867 and encodes 288 amino acids. Gene Ontology annotation, molecular function: DNA 5'-adenosine monophosphate hydrolase activity; double-stranded RNA binding; mismatched DNA binding. The transcript has a single exon. Gene Ontology annotation, biological process: single strand break repair.
AUGUCUUUCCGGAACAACCUACAACAGUACAUAGACAACCCCGGCCACGAGCUGGUGGUGUAUAGCGAUGAGCAUACUGUGGUCAUAGAAGACAAGUAUCCAAAGAGCGUGUGCCAUUACCUCGUCUUACCAAAGGACGACGCUGUGACGUACAUCCAUCCUUGCAUAGCUCUCAAAGAUAAGUUUCUCCGCGAGAAGAUCACACCGGCAAUCGAAUUCGCAAAGAAACUCGCGGCAGAAGAAUUCGUAAAACGGAAUCUUAUUCCGGACACGCCAAAUCUGCGCGCCUCAUUCUGUAACACCUACGUGAAGGUUGGUGUCCAUUCAGUACCAUCUAUGGCCAAUCUUCACAUACAUGUUUUAACGCGAGACAUGCAUCUGCCAUGCAUGAAAAACAGAAAACACUACAAUUCAUUUAAUACCGACUUCUUUGUGGAACUUUCGAAGUUCGACGAGGAAAUUGAGACAUCCAGCGACGAAAGCUCGGACAGUUCCAGUUCCAUCUCCAGUGAGACUGCCAACAGCCCAGACAUAAAAAGCAGCCCACCACGGAAAAUCCAGAGCCAGCUCCCAAUAUCCGCCGAUGGCAGAAUAUCCGGAUCCAUUGACGGGAACAGUCGGAUUAUUCGCGUCCACAGCGACGCGGCACCCCGGACACCAGCGAAACUGAAACCCAAUGUGGUAACCAUGCGCACAGUGUCUCACCAUUCCAAAACCACAAAAAACACAGCCGUACAGCAGAUCUCCGACCAAUUAAAAAAGCCCCUCCAGUGUUGGCACUGCACCAAGACCUUCGGCGGCAGGUUCGUGCAGCUCAAGGAACACUUGAGGGGAGAGUUUCACGGACGGUUUCAUGCCGUCGAUUGA